Molecule: messenger RNA, 798 nt
Organism: Helianthus annuus (common sunflower)
Lineage: Eukaryota; Viridiplantae; Streptophyta; Magnoliopsida; Asterales; Asteraceae
Exons: 3
Coding region: 1-798 (265 amino acids)
Source: RefSeq, a predicted model, not a curated record
AUGGCGGCUGUGGAUGGUUUGCAGUUUUGUGACCCUCCUGACACUUUCAUUAAAUCCAAAUUUGCUCGUAUCAGGGAAUUCCUUAAAAAAUGGAGAGAUGAAUUUUUGAUUAAGGAAAGAGAAAGUGAAUCUUUGGCCAUUUCGGAGCUGGAAAAGCUGGAAGAAGAAAUGGAAUUGAGGGAUUUAUCGGAAGAGGAAGAAUGGGUUAUGUCGGAAAAUAGGAAAAUUAUUCAAGAAAUCGAUGAUAGAAAGAGAGCGGACACUAAACAAAGAGCGCGAAUAAGGUGGGCCGUUGACGGAGACGAGAAUUCUAAGUUCUUCCACGCUUUGGUUAAUAACAGGAAAGCCUCAAACAACAAUCACGGCCUCUCUAUUGAUGGAGAAUGGUGUACUAAACCGGUUAAAAUUAAAAAGGAGAUUUUUUCGUUCUUCCGUGAUAAAUUCAAAGAGAAGAUUAGAAAUGAGGUUUUUGAAUGUGGAGAGGAUCGGGCCCCUGGUCCUGAUGGCUUCAACUUUAAAUUCAUCAAACAUUUUUGGGAAAUUUUCAAAGAUGAUUUCUUUAGAAUUUUCGCUUGGUUCCACAAUCACGGUGUGAUUAAUGACGGGUGUGUUGCGUCGUUUAUUGCGCUUAUAGCGAAAAUCUCGGACCCGGUUUCGCUCAAUAAUUACAGACCUAUUAAUUUGGUCGGUGUUAUAUGCAAGUGGGAUGAAAAUGGUGGAGGUGGGAGGAGGGUGUUAGGCCGUGAGGAAGAAGAGAAGAGGGAGGAAGAAGAAGGUGUUGGUGAGAAUGACAUCUAA